This is a messenger RNA of Bipolaris victoriae FI3, 1428 nucleotides long. RefSeq lists its product as hypothetical. The transcript has a single exon. The coding region runs from base 1 to 1428 and encodes 475 amino acids. NCBI's taxonomy places the organism in Eukaryota, Fungi, Ascomycota, Dothideomycetes, Pleosporales, Pleosporaceae. The record is from RefSeq and is a predicted model, not a curated record. Gene Ontology annotation, molecular function: N-acetyltransferase activity.
AUGCUGGAUCUGGGGAGCCUCGAAAAAUUACGCCCAUGUGGCAGACUGGAGACGUUCAGUACGGCACGACACCACCUGGGCUUCUACAAAAAUGUAGGCUUCACUGCAGAAUACAGAACUCAAGGGAAUUUGGAACCUCCACUUGAAAGCCAGGUCUACGUCGCGCUACGCCAUGUCAUCGCUCAACACCCAGCCCUGAGCGCCAUUGCUCUCAACGAAGACCAAUCCUACCCAGACGUAUACUUCGCACGAUUACCCGAAAUCGAUCUAUGCACUUGUACCGAAUUUCAUGAUCGCAGGAGCCCAUUCCCUGAAGAUGGAGAGGCCGACGAUGAGCUUGACGAACUGCUGGCACAGCAGCACAGCCGCGACUUCAAGGAAAACCUGGGGAGUAAGCCUUUUUGGCGUUUGCUCGUGCUGAGGUCGUUAUCCGAUACAUCUAGAUUCACUGCGACAUGGAUGUGGCAUCACGCAUUAGCAGACGGCACCUCGGCCCUUUUGUUCCACGGGUCUUUUCUUGCAGGUCUGAAUUCUGUUCAAAAGACAAACAACGUGGAUCCGGCCGUUAAAACGCUUGACCAAGCCCUGCUACCGCCAUUUGAGGAACUACACCCCAUGCCAAUAUCAUGGUAUUUCUUCAGCAAGACCAUUCUGAACACUCUACUGGCUCCUGUUUACGCCAUCGCCUCCGAAAAAUUGUGGACUGGCAAUCCGGUCCCAGAAGAUGUCACGGUACUUCCAAAACCACGAUUCCUCACAGUUGUACUAUCCAGGGCGACUACAAGCAAACUAGUUCAGACGUGUCGGGAAGAGAAGACAAGCGUGACAGCGACCUUGCAAUGUCUUCUAGCAGCCUCACUCUUCGCCAAUCUCCCAGCUGAAGAAUGCAAGAGAUUGAGAAUUGAUGGCCCGAUAUCAGCGAGAAGAUUUCUCAACAUUGGAGAGAAGCAGAUGACGUCUGCAAUCACGCAAUACGAAUUCUUCCACGAUCGACCUACUCCGUCCGACGGUCCCUCAACCGAUAUCCUCCAAAACUUCUCCUGGGAAACAUCCAGAGCGGUCAAAUCCAUCAUUGCUGCCGAAGUAGCAAAAUCCGGGACUGACAAUCCAGUUGCGCUUCUCAAAUACGUUUCAUCCAUGCCGCAGUUUCUUAUGGGCAUGCUGGGAAAGCCGCGCAAACCCACUGCGGAGUUGUCCAAUGUGGGGGUUUGGCCGAACAAGAAAGAUGAGAAGAGUAUGUGGAGUGUUGGUAGGAUGGUUUUCAGUCAGUCUCCUAAUGUGGUGGCGAGCGCGUUUGCACUUAGUGUUGUGACUGGUGGUGAUGGAAAUGCAACGCUCAAUUUUUCUUGGCCAGAGGGCGCUGUGCACGAUGAGCUUAUCCGAGAAGUGGCCAAUUGUUUGAGGAAGGGGGUGGAGAGGUUGCUGUAG